AUGGAGGAUUAUGAUAUAUUGAGAACGAUUGGCGCAGGUGCGACUGCCUCUGUCUAUUCUGCUAUCUAUAAACCUACUCAGUCCGUGAUAGCUAUCAAGACGGUGAAUUUAGAUGAAAUGGUAGGUCUAGAUAAUUCUAGACUUGAAGCCUUACGUAAAGAAAUUCAAAUCAUGACCUUGUGUCGUCAUCGUCAUCUUCUUGAAGUCUAUCAAAGCUUUGUUCAUUUUUCCAAACUUUAUAUUGUUACCCCCAUCAUGUCAGCAGGUUCUUGUCAUGAUUUACUUUUAAGAUGUCAUAAAGUUGGAUUUGAAGAAAGUAUAGUGGCAUGUAUUAUUAAACAAGUCGCAAAAGGAAUAGAAUAUCUUCAUAGUAAUGAACUAGUCCAUCGUGAUAUUAAGUCUGCUAAUAUGUUGGUCGAUUUUGAGACGGGUAUCGUUAAACUAGCAGAUUUUGGUGUUAGUAGUCAACUCUUGAGUGAUUUAACAGAGAAUCAUCAUCAUCAUGUACCUAAUCAUAAUAAUAGCACAACAUCAACUCAAUCUCAUUUUAAUAACGAUCCUACCAUGGAAUUAUUAACAGAGUCUAUGAUCUCACUUAUGUCCGCUGAUCAAUUUACUUGUUAUCGACCUAAUCCAUCAUCCUUACCGCUACCACUGCCAGCAGCUAACACGAUAAAAAAAGUGCGUAGAUCCUUUGUAGGUACGCCAUGUUGGAUGGCUCCUGAAAUUUUAUUAAACCAAGACUAUGAUACGAAAGUAGAUAUAUGGUCCCUUGGGAUUACUUCAAUUGAACUCUCUUGUGGCAAACCUCCCUUUUCAGAAUAUGAUCCUAUGACUGUAAAGUGA
Cokeromyces recurvatus is the source of this 846-nucleotide messenger RNA. RefSeq names its product kinase-like domain-containing protein. The coding region runs from base 1 to 846 and encodes 281 amino acids. Gene Ontology annotation, biological process: protein phosphorylation. The record is from RefSeq and is a predicted model, not a curated record. Lineage: Eukaryota; Fungi; Mucoromycota; Mucoromycetes; Mucorales; Mucoraceae. Gene Ontology annotation, molecular function: protein kinase activity; ATP binding. The transcript has 2 exons.